Molecule: messenger RNA, 2476 nt
Organism: Sitophilus oryzae (rice weevil)
Lineage: Eukaryota; Metazoa; Arthropoda; Insecta; Coleoptera; Curculionidae
Gene: Cpes
Product: ceramide phosphoethanolamine synthase
Exons: 3
Coding region: 690-1745 (351 amino acids)
Source: RefSeq, a predicted model, not a curated record
CGUGACGUCUUUAUAUUUAUUUCCUUCUAUGUUUAUUUCUUUGCAUUUAUUAUUUUAUGGUUAUCCUGAUCUUGUUUUAAUAAAUAUUUAUUGUUCUAGACAUUCACAGUUUAAUCGAGUACCAAGAAUCAAACUGUGGGUACUAAAGUAUGUUUCAAAUUUGUUUAAGUGAAUGUAUUUAUAAAAGAGUGGUUUUAGUAUUUGAUUUUAUAAUCUUUUUGCUCAUUGUGAAGGGUCUGUAAAUCCGUUCUGGGUAAUACCCCGUUCUGUUCAUAGGUUCUGCGUAUGUAUGUAAUUGUUUGCCUUCCUGUCAUAGUCCUGUAUAUUCUGGAUACCAAAAUUUAGUAAAGAAUGUAUUAAGUUAUUGGAUAUAGGUAUGAAUAAAUAAAUGGUUGCAAUAAGCCUAAAUAUAAACAUUUCUACAUAUUUUUGAAACUGUUAAAUUGUUGACAAAGGCGAAAAAGAAAUCUUAACUUAAUGCUUCAUUUACACUAUCCGGUAAUAACGGAAGCAACAUAUUUUCUAUCAUAUUGGAAAUAAAGGUUUUGGUGCUAGUACAAUACCAAUAAUUAAUACAGAAUGAAAUAUUUGUGCCACCCUUGUGUAUGAAGAUAACUACCCCUAAAGUUUAGAUUUAGUGGUUUGUUGUUUCGACUAUAUAUUUUUAAAUUUAAUCUAAAUUAAGAAAAAUGGUGGGGCCUUCUUCACAAAUUAGCAAAUUUCUUUUAUUACUUCUUAUGUUGAUUCUAAUUUAUUAUACAAUGAUGGAUUUUUAUUUGUAUAUCCGCAUAAAAAACUAUCCUAUUAAUAGAAUAGCCCAAAGAGAAAACAUGACUGAUGUGAAAUACAGUGAUGUUACAUGGAUAAAUUGUAAUAUAAACCCCCUUUGCGAAGUUACAGUCAAAGCUCUUCUGCUAGAUCAUACAAAUUAUUAUUUAUUUGCACCACUGGUAACUAUAGCUGAUAAUGGUUUAAAUAUUUCUUCUAUCAGCUUUAUAACUCCAAAUGCUAUUAGUUAUUUUCAUGUAUUAAUAGCUGUAAUCAGUGCAAAAUGUGUGUCUAGCGACAAUUUGCCAUAUAGACGAAUAGGUGUUGUACUUUUUGAGCUGCGUACAUGGUUAGAUGACCUAGAUGGACAUGUCGCUCGUGUGCGGAAGCACAUAAAAGGCGAACAUUCAGAAAUAGGUACCGCUGGAUAUUAUAUUGAUGGUAUAUGUGAUGCUAUAGGGUGUACAGCUCUUAUACUAGGAAUAUUAAUAUUCUUUAAAAAUAACCCACCUCGUAGAGGGUACAUGCAAUUACCUACUUCUAACGAAACCAAAGAGAAUACAUACUGUACUAAAGUUGCUAUGAAGAAAGUUUAUAAAAAACUUGGUUGUUUUACCUUACAGUUAAUUAUAAGUUCUACAGCUUGGAAUCGGUAUAUUGCUCUCUAUCAAGAUUUGUUAGAAAGAGAUAAUGUAAAUGACGUUGAAUUUACUAAACAAAAGAUUGUAAUAACUAGUUCAUUUUUUUAUACGGUUUGUUGGUUAUGGCGGAUAGUAAAUAUUCACAAUAUGCUGCACUGUCUACUUUUAGCAAUUUUUUGUGAUAAGUUAUGGGAGUUCUUAUGUUAUGUACAAUAUAUUGGUUAUGGAUUGUUAUUUUCCUUAGUAUGUAUUACAGAAGUUCACUUUAUUGAUGCUAAAAGCUAUAUUUUUAAUAGAUUAACUGAUGUUGAAGAAGGAAUGUUGAAAAUUCAGUAAUUUCAAAAAUAUGGUGUUAUAGUAAAUUUAACUGUGUUAAAACUACUAUGUACUUUGUGUCACUACUAAAUACUCGAUCAUAUAUCAGUCUAACUGUUAUUACUUUAACUACAUAUUGGAUUCAAACAAUUAUUGUAGAGAUUGUUCUGGGCACAUAUACUCAAAGUGGUUUGCUAUGACCUUAUUUAAAGUGGCAUUAUUUAAAGCAUCGUGCUGGGCCACUCUACUUAGAUAAAUACAUUUUUUUAUUUAGAUUAAUAAAGGGAUCCUAUCAACUGAAGAUCGAACACGGUUAUUUGGGUCAGCAGCAAACACACUUGCCACUUAGCCAUAACUGGCCAGUCAAUCACAUUUGUACCUUUUUAAUUGCCUAUCAUUAACAAAGUUCAAAGGUAAGUCCUUGCUAUCAUUUUUUACAGUUCCACGAACAAAUCAUAUUGGACGGUAGAUUUUAGAAUUUCAAUGUAAUUAAAAAUAUAUAUCGAAAUAUACGUGUAUAUAUAUAUAUAGUGGUAUUGUCCUAUAGUUGUCUAGAUCUUAAAGCAUCCUACAAUCCCCAGUCCUCAGGGCUCUCUUCCUGAGUACGUAAGUCCAAUGUAUCCUCACUUCCCUUGUUUUUUAUAUUCUUAGUUUUCUUUUUUUGCUUUGUAAAAUACACAUUUUUGUAUUGUUAAACGUAACGUAGUUUAUGUUCACUGUUUCAGUUAAUAAUAUAGAGUAUAGAAAAGAAA